CCCCCCCCCCCUCCUCCCCAGGCUCAGGUCGGUCGGUCGGUGGCCGGUUCGUGGCGGUUCAAGGACCCACGGGGACCCACGGGACCCGGGACACACAGAGGCCGUCCCUCCCAUUCCUCCCAUUUGGUUUAAUCUCCCAUCAACUUUGAGCUGUCUGGAAGAAUGAGCGCCUACACCGUGUCGCUGCCCGGCCCCGGCCCCUGGGGCUUCAGGCUGCAGGGGGGGAAGGACUUCAACAUGCCGCUGACCAUCUCCAGGAUCACUCCAGGCAGCAAGGCGGCGCAGGGUAACCUGAUUCAGGGAGACGUCAUCGUGGCCAUCGACGGCGUCAGCACCGAGGGAAUGACUCACCUGGAGGCCCAGAACAAGAUCAAGAUGGCCAACUACAACCUGGCCCUCACCAUGUCCAAGUCAAAGCGUCCUGUGCCAAUGUCACCACCCAGAAUGGACGCUGCACUUCCCAUGGUCCCUCACCAGCAGCCUCAGCCGGUGCAUGUGAACGGCCGGGUGUCGGCCUGCUGCCCCUCCCCUUCCCCCGCAGAGGCCGACGCCCCCAGGAGAGCCCCGCCCAGUCCCGCUCAGAAGAAGCAGUAUAACUCACCCAUCGGCCUGUACUCGGAGGAAACUCUGAGGGAAAUGGCAGCUAUUCAAGCAGGUAGUCUUGCAGUUAAAGAGCGUCUCGUAGACAGCGCGUCCCCGGUCUACCAGGCCGUCCAGAUUGCAGACAAGGACCUGGAGCUGACAGCAUGGGGGCGCUGCAGCGGCAACAUGCAGUCCAAGUCCUUCCAGGUCCUGGCCCACAUGACCGGAACCAAGUCCUCACCGGAGGAGGAGGAGGAGGAGGAGGAGGAGGAGGAGGAGGAGGAGGAGGAGGCUCUGAGGAGGAGCAGCCAAUACGCUCAGCCUGCUCCUAUGUACCAGGCUCCACAAGGCCCGCCCCCGCAGCAGUACCAGCCAAUGCCCCAGCAGUACCAGCAGCUACCCAUUCAGCAUGCCCCGCCCACUCAGCAGAGCUCCAUUCAGAUCCCGAUGGGCACCGCCCCCCCAAAGGUGGUCAGCACCGCCUGUAUCUACCCCUCCCAACCAGCUCCAGCUCCAGCCCCUGCCCCUGCCCCUGCUCCUGCCCCCGCCCCUGUCCCUCCUCAGCCUUGCCCUCCCGCUGCAGCUCCAGCCCCACCUCUAGGUGCUGCUCCGUCCUCCAACAGGCCUCCAUGGGUGACCGACACCAACUUUGCCGAUAAAUUUGACCCCAGUAAGAUGACCACCACCACCAUUAAAAUUCAGCCGUUACCUCAGGCUGCACCCCCCCCACCUGCAUACAUCCCCAACCCUUCCCCCGCCGGACCUCCAGCUCCCAGCCCCGCCUCUAUUACACCAAGCCCGGCGCCCAUCACCCCCAGCCCCGCCCCAUUCCCUCCUGUGGCCAGAGGUGUAGCUCAGAGGGCGGAGAGGUUUGCAGCCGGUAGUCGUACGCCUCUGUGUGCAUCCUGCAACAACAUCAUAAGGGGCCCCUUCCUGGUGGCCCUGGGCCGGUCCUGGCACCCAGAGGAGUUUAACUGCCACUACUGCCACAUGUCUCUGGCCGACGUCAGCUUUGUGGAAGAACAGAAUAAUGUUUACUGUGAGAACUGCUACGAGGAGUUCUUCGCCCCGACCUGCGCUCGCUGCAACACCAAGAUCAUGGGGGAGGUGAUGCAUGCUCUGCGGCAGACGUGGCAUACCACCUGCUUCGUGUGUGCAGCCUGUGGUAAAGCCUUUGGAAACAGCCUCUUCCACAUGGAGGACGGAGAGCCCUACUGUGAGAAAGAUUACGUUGCACUGUUCAGCACUAAGUGUCACGGCUGUGAUUUCCCAGUAGAAGCUGGUGAUAAGUUCAUCGAGGCUCUGGGUCACACCUGGCACGACACCUGCUUCGUCUGUGCGGUCUGCCAUGUGAACCUGGAAGGCCAACCUUUCUACUCCAAGAAAGACAAACCUCUGUGCAAGAAGCACGCCCACGCCAUCAAUGUGUAGACCCACCCCCUGAGAGGAGGAAGGGGCGGGGCCAGCCGGCUGCAGACCUGCUGCCAACAACACAAACAACAAUACCUUUGACUGAUGUGUGCAAGCGCUUUGGGACUGUUUCUCUUUUACUUUUUGGUUGAUUGUUGUUUAAAACAGUGCUGCAGAAAGUCCUCAGUAACAGCAUUCUGGUUUCUGUCGUCCAUGACUUUAUGAUUUCAUGUUUUUAUGUAAUGUUUUCUACUAGAAGCUCCUACUGGGUUGGAUGUGACUGCUGUGCUGUUCUGUUGAGUUUAUAUGGAGUCUGCAGUUAACGCCCCACAACAUCAGCUGGAUACAUUUAAUUUGACAGUAGGAACACUCCCUUUCAGUAUAACUAAAUGGUGAGUGUAUCUGUUUCCUUGAAUUACUAAUCCUUAUUCCAGUGACCCCCUAUACACCGGACUUCCUAAAUAACAUCCUCAUAUCUUGGAUGUGUGCCUACUUCAAUGUUUGAGUCAUUUCAAUGCGACUUAAAUUUUUUUUUUUUUGCUUUUAGCAGAGAACAACAGAACAGCACAUGAACAAGCCUUAUCUGACUGACUGAGUGACUGGAUCUGAAGGGGUGUGUCUGCGCUGCAUGUAUGAACUCGAGACUUAGAACUAGAACUAGGAAACACGACCAGCCGACACUUUUCACCGACUUAAUUCCACCUGAAAAAUGUCCAAAUGCACUGUGGAGAAUGGAGAUUCUGUAUGUAUCCUGUAUGUCAUCCACCCUGAUCAGCUGUUGACAUGAUAUUAAAGUGAACAAAAUCA
Messenger RNA from Sphaeramia orbicularis (orbiculate cardinalfish), 2799 nucleotides. RefSeq names its product LIM domain binding 3a (gene ldb3a). Gene Ontology annotation, cellular component: Z disc; stress fiber; filamentous actin. Bases 163 to 2013 code for a protein of 616 amino acids. The transcript is spliced from 13 exons. NCBI's taxonomy places the organism in Eukaryota, Metazoa, Chordata, Actinopteri, Kurtiformes, Apogonidae. The record is from RefSeq and is a predicted model, not a curated record. Gene Ontology annotation, molecular function: actin binding; muscle alpha-actinin binding. Gene Ontology annotation, biological process: muscle structure development; actin cytoskeleton organization; heart development.